AUGGCCGACGAUGUCGCGACAAGGGCUCCGGAAAGCCCGCGCAGAAGCACUAAAGCCGAAGGCGACAGAGCUUUGUCACCUCUGGCAGUCUUGCGGAAGGUAGCGCGGAAGUUUGGUCUGCUGCAGGAAGAUCACACUUGGCUGGAGGACAGCCAUGGCCAAAGUGGAGAUCCUUCUGUGCAAUACCAGCGCGGUGAGCAGCCAAUAGCAAAGUGGUGGACGCUCUUGCCGGUGGAGCCCUUCAAGUACCAGCGAGUAGUUGUUUUUGACACCGAAACGUCGGGCUUCGGUGCAGAGGAUGAGAUCAUAGAGAUUGGCGCUGUGGAGUUGGAGGUGCGUUCCAAAGCAGAAAAUGGGAGCAGUUUGUGGUCAAGUUUGUGGCCAACGGGAGUAUGUUUUCACAGCCUAUUGCAAGCCACCAGGCCAAUCAAUGCCAAAGCGUCGCAAGUGAAUGGUCUGGAUUUCGAGAUGUUGCAGGCAGUGGCAUCUAAGCAAGAUGCUAUCCGCAGAUUUAUGAACUUCAUUGGUGACGAGAAGACAGCGCUGAUUGCACACAAUGCUGCAUUUGACUUGAGGAUGCUCUUGCAAGAUCUGAAGCGCUGCGGACUGGAAGCUGAAGGAAUCAGGCUGGGGCAGCGAUGCUUUUGCAGUGCAGCCGCUUUUGGAGCCUUCAGGCCUUUGAGCCCGCGAGAUUUGACCACGGCUUGUUACCUGCUGGAUAUUCCCGAAGGCAGCCCAGGAAGCGUUUGGAGGAGUUCAACUCAUUCAGCCUUAGUGGACGCAGUUCUGACUGCAAAGGUCGUCCUGGCCAUUCUCUCCAAAGUCGCUGGUGAAGCCGGUCAACCUUUGCCUCGACCAACAGCUUUGCCCUUGCCCUGUAGACCAUCAAGCUCUACCAGAUUGCCUUCAGAAGCGUUCACGUCGCCAGAGCAGACGGGCCGGAAGCGCACAGGAAAACCAAUCUUUCCUGCUGGAGCCACUGGCGGUGCCGCAAAUAGAUGCUCCAGACCUGUCCUUGAGCUUGGCAGAGCAAGAGGUACAGUCUACCAUGCUAUGUCGGGGAAAGAAACGGUGGCGAAAACAAGGCCGGAAGGUCAUGGGUAUUGUCAGUUCAAAAUCUCGAAGAAGGGUUGCCAACAAUGGCUGCCUACAUUAGUGAAGCGCCUCCGAUUUCUUGCUGUGGAAUCUCACCUGAACCCACUAGCUAACUCGGCUAGCUGA
Molecule: messenger RNA, 1221 nt
Organism: Cladocopium goreaui
Lineage: Eukaryota; Dinophyceae; Suessiales; Symbiodiniaceae
Source: the annotation of a GenBank genome assembly